This is a messenger RNA of Coccinella septempunctata (seven-spotted ladybird), 1794 nucleotides long. RefSeq lists its product as uncharacterized. Gene Ontology annotation, molecular function: hormone activity. The transcript is spliced from 3 exons. Gene Ontology annotation, cellular component: extracellular region. The record is from RefSeq and is a predicted model, not a curated record. The coding region runs from base 253 to 708 and encodes 151 amino acids. Lineage: Eukaryota; Metazoa; Arthropoda; Insecta; Coleoptera; Coccinellidae.
AAUCUGACAGGCCUCUCAACCCUCCAUAGUUGAAAAUAUUUAACAGUCUAAUUCCUAUCGAAGCUGAGAACGAAUCGUGCAAGAUAUUCAAAACCGAAUCCAAUAUAUUUGAUAAUUAUAUUUCGACAUCAACUUAUUCCUUUCGAUUAAAGCUCGGAGUGUUUUCGGUGUUUGAUUGGUAUUUUGGAAAUCACAUGAGAACUAGAUGUCUUUGGAGACAUCAUCGUCAAGGUUCCGCCAGAUGUUCCUAUCAUGCGUUGGUCCAUUUACCUAGCAUGUGCAGCGUUGGUUAUUUCGAUAAAAGCUGAUGAGAAUUCUGUAGACUACUACGGCUCUUUCUUAGAGCCAAUCAACAUAGCAGCCGAACAAGAAACGUUGAACAACUAUUUACUACCCAAGGUACAACCGAAAUACAAACCUGAGUGGAGGAGACUAGGCGGUACUGGUCUUUAUUUGGUUACUGAUGACCUGAACACUGACAGUGAAAGAUUGAAUCCCGAGACCAGGAUCAAGAGGGCUGAAUUCAUGAGGCCAAGGGGAUCCCUGUCCAUCGUAAACUCACUGGACGCUCUAAGGAACAAACUGGUCAUGGAAAUGGCAAGAAAGAAGACCCAACAGAAUGCAGAACGCAACCGUCAAUUCCUACAAUCGUUCGGAAAAAGGUCGUACGCGGUCCACCGGAAUAUUGAUAGGUUCAACAAUAUGUAAUUCUUUUAUCCUCAUGGCUUCCGUGUGCGUGAAUCAGUGGGUAGAAAUCAAAUCGCAAAAACGACACCAUUGCGACAAAAUUCGCCCAACACCCAACACUAGCUAAUUUGAACAACUGUAUUCAUUCAUUUAAUUGUCCAUAAAUAAUUUCUUUAUUCCUGAUUUACUACCAAAACAAUUCACUGGUCCAUACAGUGAUCUGAAUAAAGAAUAUUAUCGAGUUUACAGGUCCAAAAUUAACAAAGCGCCACACAAUCACACAGCACACAGUAAUAUUCAAAUUCAACAAUAUUCAACGCAGAAUAUUUCUUGUUGCAUGUCAUCUAAAUCAAAAUAUUUAACCUGGGUCAUUUUCCCAUGAAAUAUUCAAUUCGAAUAAGAGCAAGAAACAGACGGAAUAGGAUUGUUUGAACCAGAAGAAUGUUAGAUUCUCUACUAGAAUUCUUAUUUUGUAGGCAUAUAAUUUUUAAAUGUCAGUAAUAAAAAAUAAAAAAAAUAUAAAGAUAAAGAUUAUUUUAAUUUAUAGAUUUACUAACAGUUGUAAGAAAAAAUGGAAUCAAUAUAAAAAAAAAUAGGGCCUAUAAUAAUUGUUAAAUUCAAACGCAGUAGAGCGUGAAAACUAUAGAUGUAAAAUGAAUCAUACUUCAGUUGAAUUAUAAUGCGUAAAAUGAGUUCUGAAACCUGAUUCAGACAACACACUAUUUUUUUUUUUUAAAGAUAUGUUUGUAUAUAUUUUUCAGUUGCACUUUCAUCCUUAUAAGGGCUUAUAGUUAUUUAUUUCAUGAAGUGAAGGAGUUAAAAAUUAAUGUCCAUUUAGGAAUUAUUUCAUUCAAUCCUUACGCUCUUUUUUUUUUCAAUUAUUUUGGACACAUGUAUGUACAACGACAUUGUUGCUUAGAGUAUAUUCAAAGAAAUAUAUAAUACAUUGAAAGUAGAAAAUUAGAAAUAAAUCUAUGCGAUACGGUAGAUUUUAAGAUAUAAGAAAUUGUGAUGAUUUUAUGGUAAACCAACCUUAAAACGAUGUGAAUUUGAUUUCAAGCAAUGUACCAAUAAAAGUACUUUCAAAAUAAAGAGUAUAUAGAAGCA